AUGAAAGUUUGUCAAAUUUGUUUUACAAAUGAAUCAUUUAUAACUCCUUGCAAUUGCUAAAAUUGUAUUCCUUGUUUAAUAAAUUGGUUUGGAAUUAAAAACAAUGAAACCUAAAUAAUUAAUUUCAAUUGUCCUAACUAACAUUGCUCUUAUAACUACUCAAGAUAAGAACUCUAAAAUAUUUGUAAAUAUCCACUUUAUGAAUAAUAACUCUCUGAAAUCUUACUAAAAGAGUAUUUAAAAAAUUAAGACAUCAGACCAUGUCCUAAUGGUAAAUGUAGGAAUUUCGGAUUUAUUGAUUUAAAUUCAAGAUGUGAUUAAUUAUUGUAAUGUACAUCAUGUUAGACUAAAUGGUUGGAUUUAUCAAUAUCAUCUUAGGUAGUUCAGUUAGAAUAUGGGUUUUCAAAUAUGUAUUUUAAUAUCAAGGAUUUCAUAUAUUGUUUUUUAUUUACCAAUGAAUGUCCUCAAUGUGGAGUUUAAAUUUAAAGAAAUGGAGGUUGUCAACACAUGACAUGUAAAGCUUGUCAACAUUAAUUUUGUUGGUACUGUAAAUCAAGAUGGAACGGACAUAUGUUAAGACUUUGUAGUUUUUCAUAUGCAACAAAAAUGGGUAUUUUUAGUUAUAUGAUAAUGUCACUCUUAUAAACAAUUGGAUUUUUAAAUUCAGUCUUGUUUUUAUUCUCAUUACCAUUUAAAUGGUUUACCUUUGUUAUAUUAGCAAAUUCAAUUCCAUUCGGAUUUGUAGUUGGAAUAGUUUAUUUUUGUUAUGGAUUUUCUCACUUAUAUUAUUAAAUAUAUAAAAAAGGGACUUUAGAAGUUAUUAUAUCUUCUGUCUCACUUUUCAUUUGGUAUCAUUUACAUUGUUUAAUUGCUGAAAUUUUUGAAUUAUCUAUUUAAAUAUACAUAAGUGCAGUGAUGUGGGAAGGUAUAAUUGCUGUUGUUAUUGUAUGUUAUUUGUUUAGACAAUAAUUAACUUGGAUUGUAUUUCCUAUCUCUGCAAUGUCUCUACUUUACUACUUUGGAUUGAAUGGAUUAUGUCUAUUAUGUUGGGGAUUACCAAUUAUGAAAAAGUAGUUUGCAAAUAACAAAUACUUGUUUUAAUUUGCAGGAUAUUUGCUAUUUUUUAUAUUAAAUAUCUUUAAUUUAUAGGAAUAAAUUUCAUAAAAUAAGAUAAGUUACAUAUUUGUUUUGAACUUAGUUUAUAUUUUGUAUAUCGAGAAAUCAAGAAUAUUUGAUUAAAUCAGUUUUUUUUGA
Molecule: messenger RNA, 1254 nt
Organism: Paramecium primaurelia
Lineage: Eukaryota; Ciliophora; Oligohymenophorea; Peniculida; Parameciidae
Source: the annotation of a GenBank genome assembly